Molecule: messenger RNA, 777 nt
Organism: Oryzias melastigma (Indian medaka)
Lineage: Eukaryota; Metazoa; Chordata; Actinopteri; Beloniformes; Adrianichthyidae
Product: gap junction delta-3 protein
Biological process (GO): cell communication
Cellular component (GO): connexin complex
Source: RefSeq, a predicted model, not a curated record
UCUGUGACUAUAGCUCAGAUGUCGUUUGUGUUCUGACAGGUGACACACGGUUCUCGUACUCAGAGCUGCAAUCAUGGGAGAGUGGGACUUCGUUGGCAAACUCUUCGAGACUCUGGCGAGUCACUCGCCUAUGCUCGGUCGUAUCUGGCUCUUUCUCAUGCUGGUGUUUCGCAUCGUGAUCCUCGGAACCGUUGCCAGUGACAUGUUUGAGGACGAGCAAGAGGAAUUCACCUGCAACACCCUCCAGCCGGGCUGCAAACAGGUGUGCUACGACAUGGCCUUCCCCAUCUCCCAGUACCGGUUCUGGGUGUUCCACAUCGUUCUCAUCGCCACUCCGUCCUUGGUUUUCCUCCUGUACGCCAUACACCAUCACAACAAGAGAGUCAACCACCUCAAAAGAUGCAAAUACAACAAUGAGAACCUAAGAGAGGAGCGCCGAUUCAGAGUUUUCUACAUCAUCAACCUGCUUUUUCGUAUCGGAGCAGAAGUGGGCUUCAUUGUAGCUCAGUGGAAGCUGUACGGCUUUGAGGUGACGCCCCACUUUGAAUGUCAACGCUUCCCCUGCCCAAAGAUUGUGGACUGCUACACCUCACGUCCCACAGAGAAAACCGUCUUCCUCCACUUCUACUUCUCCGUGGGGGUGGUAUCGGCGUGCAUCAGCUUCUUGGAGUUCUGCUACUGCUACAUCAAGUGGUUCUGCUGCCCUCCGAGGAGAUCCUGAAUCUGAUGUAACUGAGGGACAAUUCAAAACCAAACAUGACCAAAAAUCCAUAGUCC